This is a messenger RNA of Protopterus annectens (West African lungfish), 3143 nucleotides long. RefSeq names its product sarcoglycan epsilon (gene SGCE). The record is from RefSeq and is a predicted model, not a curated record. Lineage: Eukaryota; Metazoa; Chordata; Ceratodontiformes; Protopteridae. The transcript has 13 exons. Bases 102 to 1523 code for a protein of 473 amino acids. Gene Ontology annotation, cellular component: sarcoglycan complex; membrane.
CCACAAUGCAAUGCGUCGCCAUGGAAUGUUAGUGGGAGGAUGCUCUGAGGAAAAAACGGAAAGGCUAAAGUCAGCAUUAAAAAUAGAGCAGAGGUACCACCAUGAGCGCUUCCGAUUUAGUGGCUUGCUUGAUGAUGAUAGCAUGUUUGUUGAGCUAUGCUGAUGGCAAAAAUGAAACCGUAUACUGGAAGAAUAAACAGGUCAACCAUCAUAUUGUUAGCAGGAAAAAGGCAUCUGGGAACACCAAUGUUUUCACUAUAAUCUCAAAGGUGCAUGCUGAUCGGAAUGUGUAUCCAUCUGCAGGGGUCCUAUUUGUUCAUGUGUUGGAGAGAGAGUAUUUUAAAGGGGAGUUUCCUCCCUAUCCAAAGCCUGGUGAAUUAAGUAGUGAUCCAAUAACAUUCAGUACAAAUUUAAUGGGCUAUCCUGACAGACCGGGCUGGCUCCGCUAUAUCCAGCGCACCCCUUAUAGUGACGGAGUGCUGUAUGGAUCUCCAACUGCGGAAAAUGUUGGCAGACCGACCAUUAUUGAGAUAACUGCCUACAACAGACGUACCUUUGAGACAGCAAGACAUAAUCUCAUUAUUAAUAUUAUUCCAGCUGAUGAGUUUCCAUUGCCCUACCAAGUGGAAUUUUUUAUCAAGAAUAUGAAUGUAGAAGAGAUGCUGGCCAGUGAAGUUAUUGGAGACUUCCUUGGAGCAGUGAAAAAUAUAUGGCAACCAGAUCGGCUGAAUGCUAUUAAUAUUACCUCAGCACUGGAUAGGGGUGGAAGAGUCCCUCUUCCUAUUAAUGACUUGAAAGAAGGAGUCUAUGUGAUGGUUGGCGCAGAUGUUGCAUUCUCUUCUUGUCUGCGAGAAGUAGAAAGUCCCCAUAAUCAGCUCAGAUGCAGUCAGGAAAUGGAGCCUGUCAUUACAUGUGAUAAGAAGUUUAGAGCUCAUUUCCACGUCGACUGGUGCAAACUUUCAUUAAUGGAUAACACAAAACGGAUUCCUGUACAUCAUGAAGUGGUUCGUGGAGAAGGAAUAUUACCAGAUGUUGGAGAGUACAGUCCCCCUUCUGAAACACUGAAGAGCCGAGAUUAUUAUUCAGACUUCCUUAUCACACUCGCAGCGCCUUCCGCAGUAGCAGUCGUAUUGUUCUUCAUUCUUGGCUACAUUAUGUGCUGCCGUCGAGAAGGAGUGGAAAAGAGAAACAUGCAAACAUCAGACAUCCAGUUGGUACAUCACAGUUCUAUUCAGAAAUCGACCAAAGAACUUCGUGAGAUGUCCAAGAAUAGAGAAAUAGCUUGGCCCCUCUCAACUCUUCCAGUUUUCCAUCCAGUUACUGGUGAAAUUGUGCCACCACUUCACCCAGACAGCUAUGAUAAUACCAGUGUGCCUCUCAUGCAGACACAACAGAAUCUGCCACAUCAGACUAGGAUUCCUCAACAGCAAAGUGGAGGACAAUUUCGUAUGACAACAUUUCAGCGUUUUGAGGUAAAUGGUAUCCCUGAAGAAAGAAAACUGACAGAAGCAUUAAAUUUAUAAUAUAUAAAAGACCUGUGUUUCUAAUGAUGGUGAGCACAGUGUUGUUGUGACUGUUUAUAAUCUACUUUGCAUGUCAUUAAAGCAGGGGCCAUUUAAAUAUUUUUUAACAUUUUGCAUUUUACUUCAACUUGAUUUUUAUAUCAGUCCACCUUUUACAAAAGCAGAGCAAGGCACAUGGAUAUGAACUUGAACAACAACAUAUAAAAAUGCUAUUAAAUGAGAAGUAUUAUCUCCAUCAAAUGAAGUUCGAGUAAAUAAUGAAAUUAUUAAUUCAGGCAUGCACACUCUGAUAUGAUGGUCAUAAAUAUGGGAAGUUCUAAUAAUUAUAGAAUGUAGAAUUAUGAAGGAAACAAAAAAUCAUACUAAUACAAAACAACAAGUCCAAACACUGUUCAAGAAAGACAAGCUAGAAUCCACCAGGCAAUAAAAAUAACUGCAAAGCAGCAGUCUAAAUGUAUUAAAUAAUGUCACAAAAUCAGUCCAAAAGAAAGCAGCUAGAAAUAUUCAACUAUACCAGCUUGGAGACCAGACCAGACACCAUCCAAAAUAAAGCCAAAGUAGGCUGUUAAGAAUUUUCAUAGAAUUCAUAAACAGUCACACAACAAAAUAAUAGGACUUUCACUGGAGUGCAGCAUCUUCCUGCAAUUCACUACACCACAUCAGUAACAAUAAACCAACAGAAAAUGUUAUAACUCAGUAUCUUCAAAAUUAAAUGAGGAGCAAGUUUGUAGACAGAAUUUCUUAUUGCAGUGCCACAUUGCAUUUAACAAUGGUAGCUGAUCUCCAGUGAUCAAACUUCAAAGCCACCCAUGAGCAGAACCUAGAACUGGAAACUAAUUCACAGCUAAAAACCAAGUUCUUAAUAUGAUGUUAUAAUCACUCCAGACAGUAACAAUGGUGGUUGAGCUUCAUAUUUACAAAGGGUGAAUUUCAGAGCCAUCCGCAAGCUGAAAUUAGAAAUGGAAUUUAAAUCCUGCAAACCAUGCAAAAGCAGCUCAUGCCAGAAGUCAUUACAACUGUGGCAACAAGACUGAAUGGUAAACACUGCAAUGAAGCUAAUGACUUCAAAUAACCAAAGUACGGGGCAACACACAAGACAAGAACAGUGCAAUAAUGUAAUCAAAAAACAGCAGUGAAGGUAAAUGAGAGGCUGUUGGAAAUGCCAACAGAAAUUGAUGACAAAUAAAGCAGCAAGCGACCUUGAAGACUCCACUGUAUAUUAAUUAUCAAAACUCAAGUAAACUGAUGAAUUCUUGGCAUACUCAGAUUGCAAAAACUUAAAAUAAAAGAAUUAUAAACUGCAUUUGUUCUAGGCAGCCAAACCUCUGCCAUCUUGAAGUCAUUGUCUGAUGAAUUGCCUAAAGCAAAACUCCACCUUAAAACUCAAAAAACGGGGUUUUAUUUAAUUGUAUCUUAGCGGAUGAUGGGGUCUGCUUUGGUAAUGUGAUCUUGUUUUCAUUCCUUCUUCCCAGAAUACAUUUCAAGUCCUCUUCAUGUGAGUCAUGCUAGACAUAAGGAAUUGGUGUUGUUUUCUCAUACCAUUAAGACGAAUGGCAGGACUGUGAAGCAUUGUCAUCUAAACACAUUUUCUGUAACAGAGCUACUUCUAUGUUUCCCUGA